Molecule: messenger RNA, 7003 nt
Organism: Phyllopteryx taeniolatus (common seadragon)
Lineage: Eukaryota; Metazoa; Chordata; Actinopteri; Syngnathiformes; Syngnathidae
Gene: mlip
Product: muscular LMNA-interacting protein
Exons: 11
Coding region: 151-2574 (807 amino acids)
Biological process (GO): negative regulation of transcription by RNA polymerase II
Cellular component (GO): nuclear envelope; sarcolemma; PML body
Molecular function (GO): transcription corepressor activity; lamin binding
Source: RefSeq, a predicted model, not a curated record
UGUUUACUUGACAACAUUCGGAAACAGAUUUUGAAAUUCAACUGGGUGACUGGAAAGUGGUCUUCUACCAACUAAACACUAAAGACGACUGAUAUUAGGGUGCCCUCGGGGUGCCCCCCUUCACUCUGACUUCCUGUAUGGAUCCUGUUUAUGCAUAUAUGUUUGGAUUAUGGAGUUGACUGGCUGACACUGAGCUUAGCUGGCUCCGUUGAGAAAACAAGCAGCAAGACCAUGUCGGAUGGGAAGAUUUUAAAAGCGGAGAUAAUCUAUAUCAAGGAUUCACUGGAAGGAGGAGCAGGAAAAGAAACUAAGAAAAAUGAGCUGCACUCUCCAUUGGACCGAGUGAGCCGCUCCCAAACCUCCACGUCACUCGGUGGCCAGUCUGAAAAUACACACAAACACAGCGGCACUGCCUCCAUGGAGACAACUGCUAAUAAACACAGGGGCCUUUCCCAGCAGUGGGGUCACGAUUCCUCUGGACACGUUGAGGUUAGCUCAGGUUUCUCUACUGAUAAGCCGCCUGGGUUGGAUGGCACAACGAGCCCAGCAUACUCGGCACACGUGUUCCCCACACCGGCUUCAUCCAGAGAGUCCAUCCUCUCGGAGAGCUGGGAUAGAGACAAGAUCUGGCCAGCCAUGUCGCUUUACUCUGUUGCCUCUCCUCCUUCUCUUAGCCGCACUGUUUCCCCGUGCUCCUCCGUCCGCUCUGGCGUCUUUUCUCCUGCCGUGGUUCAGAUCCGAAAGCACGCGCUUGCUCCGGGCUCCAGUCUGGUUCACAUCCCUCAGUCCUGUUUCUCAUCCUGCGACAGCCUGGCUUCUCCAGUCUGCCCACAGUCCCCCCUUCCACCCCGGCACCGGCCUCCCCUCACCAGACUCUCCCUCCUGACAGCCAUCCUGAGGAAAGGCCGUCUGCCCGUUCUGUCUGCAUCUCUCCGGAGGCCUUACACCCCCUGCUGGCCUGUUAACCCUGUGACCCUCACCUUCUGCAACGCAUGCUCAGCAGCCUCCAGCGUGGCCUCCAUUCCCCUAGAGUUUUCCUCUCCGUUCUCUUCAUCUGCAUCCUUAGAUAGUCAAACCUUUGCUCACCGGGAACCUAAUAAGUCUGUUACAGCCCCCCCGCCUAAACUCCCUAAUGAGCACAGCAGGGCUCAGACUUCAGAUAAAAUGUGCUCCGGGGAGAUUUGCCCGAGAAGCGUGCCAAAGUGGGAGCAGUUUAUUUCACCGCCCCCGUUGAAGAGCACAGUGUUACCAAGCGAUGCACCGCCACAGUUAUGCUCAAAACUCAAAAGUGUUUCACCGAACCACAAAGAAGUAACACUGCAACACUCUUAUGUGUUAAAGCCUCCUGAGCUGAAGCCCAGUUUUGAUCACAUGCACCUCAGCAGCAAAGGAGAGCGUCACCUUGAAAAACAAAUGACUCAUCCUCCACUUUUUCAUCAACCAGCCACUUCUGGAAUAGAGAAAAGUCAUCAGCAGAAUUCUUCUCUGUCAAAGCUUCGUUUGCUUUCUGAGCGACUGCGAUCGCCUUCUCCCUGCACCCCCUUCUCUUCUCCAUCACAUUCCCGCUCAGCCAGCGCCGCCACAUCACCUCUACCUUCUCUCAGUGUGGGAAGGUGUAAAUCACCGCAAGCUUUCCCCAACGCACUCAACCUGACGCCUUCCCGCUACACGCCCGUCGCUUUUUCCGGGUGGUCCUCGCCCAUCGGCUCUCCCACGCCUACGCCCUCGCCCGCCACACUAUUUCGAGACCUCACGCCAUCCCCUUCCUUCUCUCUGCUCUCCACGCCCUCCCCGAGGCCGGGGAGUGGAAUAUCAGACUGCAGUGACAGGGAGGGUAAAAAAAGAAAGCCUCACAUGAUUAAGUCAAGCUACAAAUCGCUCGCUGCAAUCCCUACAAACACUGUUCUCUUGGAUCAGCAGGUAAUAGAUGAGCAGGUGGAGAGUGAGAACAUCUUGAAAAGAGGCAUCACUAGUGAAAGGGCUGAUGAAGACACCCAUGCUGAAAUGUGCUCACCUGCUCAGCUCCGGCAGCAGUCCGAGGAGUUGUAUGCAGCCAUUGAUGAGAUACUGGCAAAUUCCACUCCACCAAGCAAAACGUCAUCCAAGAUCUCAAUGACUCACAUCAGUUUGCAGAACAACUCUGCCAAAUCCUUGGGACGUGAAACUAAAUAUGCAUCUUUAAGCAGCUUGCAUCCAUCUGCAAGUGUCAGAAGAAGGCUGAUGGACUCUAAAAGGACGACGCCUGGGGUUAUUCGUCCCACGAUGACCAUUCCAAGAUUGUCAGAGAAAGAUGGAGAAGAAUAUAGACACCAUCCCUUUGGAGAAACAGAUGCCCAUCGCUGCUUAAAAGGCAAAAAUGCAUGCAAGACGGAAAGUGUGGGCUUUGAAGACACUGGGGUAAAUGGUCACACAAGUAGAAAAAGGCAAGCGCUGCAAGGAGAAAGGACAUCUGAAAUAAGAAGUCCGUUUGCCAUGUGUGAAUUGCAGAUCAUUGAGCCUGAAGGCCAGAUAGGUCACUUUGAGGUAGAUCCCUCCACCUCUCUCUGCUCGGAAGCUUGUGAAACUCACAUUUAAGUCAAGAACAUCAAACAAUGGACCAUUUACCAUACGAAUCUGUAGAAGACAAAAUAUAUAUAUAUAUAUAUAUAUAUAUAUAUAUAUAUAUAUAUAUAUAUAUAUAUAUAUAUAUACACAUAUCAAGAGCUGUGUCCUGGUGAAAACAAACAUUCAUGAAUAAAUGUUUAAAGGUGGGGUUUAUAAAUCAGUUUCACCACAUUCCUUGACAUGUUGCCAGUGGCUUGGCAUGGAUCGUCAGUGCCAAGGGCAAGGCAAGCAAUAGGUGCUAAAACACCGAAUUUUCAAUUCGCACACACCAAAAGUAAUGAAAUGUCUCUCAGUUGACAAUAGCGCAAGGUUGCCUUGCUUUAAAUAAUUUAGGUGUUGACUUCUUUUACAACUGUUAGCAGUAGUUAAUUAUUAGGAUUCAAAACGUCACAACAACGCUAGACUUGUGUUGCCAUGCUGAAGAACUUGAGCGUCCCUGAGGAUAACCACAAUAAAAAGUACCGUAUUUUCAAGACCAUAAGGCACACUUAAAAGUCUUAAAUUUUCUCCAAAAUGGACGGGGCGCCUUAUAAUGCGGCCCGCCUUAUAUGUGCACCGAGUAAAUAUAUAUACAUAUUGAUGGCGGCACGGUGGGCGACUGGUUAGAGCGUCAGCCUCACAGUUCUGAGGAUGCGGGUUCAAACCCCGGCCCCGCCUGUGUGGAGUUUGCAUGUUCUCCCCGUGCCUGCGUGGGUUUUCUCCGGGCACUCCGGUUUCCUCCCACAUCCCAAAAACAUGCAUUAAUUGGAGACUCUAAAUUGCCCGUAGGCAUGACUGUGAGUGCGAAUGGUUGUUUGUUUCUAUGUGCUUCGCCCAGUCAAGAAGACGAAGCUGAGUUUCCGCGGAAACAAGGCAAGGUGGCCUGCGUUGGAAGACCAACUCGAGCAAUGGAUUAAUGAGCAAAGAACAGCUGGGAGAAGCGUCUCUACAUUCACCAUUCGACAGAGGGCAAUAACGCUUGCAGAAGAAAUGAAAAUCGAACAUUUUCAAGGAGGUCCGUCUUGGUGCUUUCGUUUUAUGAAACGGCGCCAUGUAUCCAUCCGGGCAAGGACUACCGUGGCGCAGCAACUUCCGGCGGAUUACAAGGAAAAGCUGGCCGUUUUACGCUCCUACUGCAGUGAAAAGAUUGCCGACAAACACAUCCAGCCCAACCACAUCACCAACAUGGACGAGGUGCCGCCCACUUUCGCUCACUUUCGACAUCCCGGUGAACCACUCUGUAGAGAAGAAGGGGACCACCACGGUAGCGAUACGCACAACGGGUCACGAGAAGUCAGCUUUUACUGUGUGCUUGGUUGCCAUGGUAGUGGACAGAAACUGCCACCUAUGGUGAUUUUUAAGAGGAAGAUGCUGCGUAAAGAAAGGUUUCCAGGCGAAGUCAUCGUUAAAGCCAAUCAAAAGGGCUGGAUGGACGAGGAGAAAAUGAGAGAGCGGCUGAGUGAGGUGUACGUAAAGAGACCGAUGUUUUUUUUCCACACGUCACCAUCCCUGUUGAUAUGUGACUCCAUGAGCGCCCAUCUCACAGCCGCUGUGAAAAAACAAUUGCAGCUAAGACUGGGAGGCAACGCCGGGCGAGUUACCCCACCAUAUGUGAAUGGAUUGUGGAUGCCUGAGCUAAGGUAUCUGCUUUGACUCUUGUCCGAGCUUUCGCGAAAGCCGGCAUCAUUGCUGAACAGCCCCCCGGCAACGAGACUGACUCUGACAAUGACGAGAGGGAACCUGGCGUGUUUGUUGGAGAACUUGCCCAGCUGUUCAUUUCAGAUACAGAAGAUGAGGACUUCGAUGGAUUUGUGGAUGAGGAUUGAUCUAAAAGGCACGGUGAACGACUGGUUAGAGCGUCUGCUUCACAGUUCUGAGGAGUGGGGUUCAAUCCCGGCCCCGCCUGUGUGGAGUUUGCAUGUUCUCCCCGUCCCUGCGUGGGUUUUCUCCGGGCACUCCGGUUUCCUCCCACAUCCCAAAAAUAUGCAUGGUAGGUUAAUUGAAGACUCUAAAUUGCCCAUAGUUGUGAAUGUGAAUGUGAGUGCGAAUGGUUGUUUGUUUAUAUGUGCCCUGUGAUUGGCUGGCAACCAGUUCAGGGUGUACCCCGCCUCCUGCCCGAUGAUAGCUGGGAUAGGCUCCAGCACACCCGCGACCCGAGUGAGGAGAAGCGGCUCAGAAAACGGAUGGAUGGAUUGAUCAAAAAAUAACGUGAGUACAUUGUUAAAUACUUCAAUAAAGUACAACCGAACUCAGUUUUGCUCCCGCUGCCUUUUUAAAAACAUUGUUUUAGCAUGCAUGCAUGCUAACGUAUGUUUUAAGCUAGCGUAUGUUUUACCAUGCCUGCGCCCAAUAAUACGGUGCACCCUAUGUAUGUGUUAAAUACAGAAAUAGACCCCGUAACUGAGGCUGCGCCUUUUAAUACGGUGCACCUUAUGGUCGUAAAAAUACGGUACUGUUUGUUGAUGAGAAAUAUGAUCAAGUGAAUAUGAACAGUCUCACCCAGCAAAUUCAAAAACAGUUAAAGUAAAGCAGAGAUUACGACAUGCUAAAUAGCUUUGGUAAUAUCAGUCUGUUCAUUUUCCAUCAGUGUGUAAGACUCCAAUCCAGGAUAGGAGAAUCUCUUCUUGAGAAUCUCUAAUGUUUUGAACUCCUGCUUCCAUGCCAGUGUUUUGCUGCCCAGAGGUGGUGUGCUUUAGUAGAGGUAUGCGUCGAAUUAGGCGCAAUUAUUAUAUUAAACAAAAUUGAAGGAAGUAAAUAAAUUAAAAAUAAAAAAAACAUUUGUGAAUGACAUAAAAUAAAAAUGAGAAUUAAAAAAAAUACAUUAACUAAAACGACAUUUUACGUUUGCAAAACUAUAAUUAUCGUGAAAAUCUCAGUUUUUGUCUUUGUCAAUUAAUUUCAUACAUGAGCUUUCGGCAUUGAUUUCAAAUGUAUUGAUUUCAGAUAAAUACAUACUGUAGAUAGAGAACGGAUAUGGAAAGAAUGUCGAACAGUCCUUUGGGAAUUGUAGUUCACUUACUGUGUGUCGCCUAAAAGUGACGCCAACGGGCACGUCGUAUUGGUGGCUCGUCCAGACUAACCGCAAGUUUUGCCGUGAAGCUAACUUUUACUUCCAAGUUGUUUUUGUUGAUACAUGUUGCUAACGGAAACGGGUAAGAAGGCUACUGACUAGCUAGUGCCUUCACGGAAACUGCACGUUAUUCGUCUUUUGGGGAAAAUUCAGAGAAACGGACAGCUGCAAGACAAGAGUCUCAAAAUGCCACUGAGGCAGAUGUGAAAGCAGACAAGGAGUUUGUCUCGCUGACACAGCAGGUGAUUGAACUACUGCAACAACCCUUCAGCAACAGCAGGAAAAUCUUUCUCACAAUAAUCAUGGACUCAACAACAACAACAACAAGACAGACUGGAUGCACUUUCACUGGCGAUACAGCAGGUAAAACCAAGCCUAUGUUAUAUCCAUCUGUCUAUCGAACAAUCACAAACCUGAAAGUCCACUUGAGAAGUUUGCAAUGUAAAUAUAUAAACUAAUUUUGAAAGAGGCCAUACUACAGCAUGUGUCUGAUGAAUGGUUUUACUGUAUGCUGUGAUGCAUCUAAUCUAAUUUUACCAGCAGCAUUAUGCACUGCACUUAAUGCACUUCAAAUUCUGUCAACUGUUAUACAGUACCUGUGUUUGAUUUGUGGUUGGUUGUUCAUCUGAAACAUGCUCAGCACUAGGUCUCUGUGCUCCCCAGACUGAACCAGUACUGGUAAAUCCAAGUAAAGUAAAUCCAAACUGGCUGAAAAGCUUCAAGAUGCGAUUCAUUAACAAUUAAUUCCAAACAAUCAAUAUCCUUUUCAUUCCACCAAUAAUGACCAACCCUAAUCCAAAAAUAUUUGUAAAUCUGGUAAAGUGUGUUAAAAUGCACUGUAUAUUUACCACUAGUAUUGGGGGAGGAGGAGUGAUAUUCUUUAAGCACCUGCAGCAGCUUGGCAAAAUUGCCCUACUUUAAUUUGGCAAUUAUAAUUAUUGUGUUUUUUUUUAAUAGUGCGAGUUAUGGAACAUUGCAGUACCAAUGACUUCUAAUAGUCAAUCUUCCUAUCUUGUAAAUACACAUAAGCAUUACCCGAGGACAGUAUGGUUGUAAUUAGAAGAAAAAUUCAACAGUAUAGUGGGAAGCAUUUUAACUGCAAAUAAUGUUCAAACAUUUAAAGAAUUUUUAUCGUAGGGUGAACUAUAUUUAAUACAAUGGUUCAUUAGGUUAAUAUUUGAGAGAAAGAGUUAUUUUUUUUGCAUUUUAUAAAACCAAUAAAGAUUGCGGCUGUAUUGCAAUGUAGUGCUAUUGUUUAAUUUACAGUAUUAGUUUGUUUCUUUGUUUAGACCAUACAGCAUAUGUAUAAGACUUUCACGCUUCCGUCAUUAAAAGAUACUAUUGAAGCCA